Messenger RNA from Penaeus indicus, 1119 nucleotides. RefSeq lists its product as uncharacterized. The transcript has 3 exons. Lineage: Eukaryota; Metazoa; Arthropoda; Malacostraca; Decapoda; Penaeidae. The record is from RefSeq and is a predicted model, not a curated record. The coding region runs from base 154 to 615 and encodes 153 amino acids.
UACAGUAUAUACUUACCUUCCGAAGACAAGCUCGCAGUUUGCUGAGUAAGAGCGUUUUGUGUGUAAUGCAUCAAGGAUCAUUGCCCGCCAGUGUUGCAUACAUCGAAUAAGAGAAAGGAAAGUGCGAAGUGAACCAAAGAUUUCACAAGCACAAUGGAUAAAUUAAUCUACGCCGCACUCGUCCUCGCUCACCUAUGGUCACCUGGCCUGACCAAGGAGGGCAGUUCGUCGCACGGAAUGCUUCAGAUGUUCAGCUCCGUCAACGCCUCCGCCAAACAGGUGAGCGACGGGAGGAUGGCGAUGCCCUUCCGGGAGUGCGGCUACGUCCUGUGCAACGUCUCGGACGCCUUCACCAACGAGACGACGCACCUAUGGGAUUACUACGUGGACUGGGAGCUCCCCGCCGGGGCGCAGGGCAGCGAGAGCGUGUUCCUGCUGGCCAACAGGUACCAGAUGCCCCGCUCGUACCUGGUCUUCACGGGCUUCACCGCGGACUUCGCCGGCGACUACAGGUGCGUCCUCAGCUUCCGCCUGGAGCCCGUGUCCUCCGUCAGCCUCAGCCUCAGCAUGUCCGAGGGCGCCGCGCAGAGGGACUGCACCAACGUGCCCGCCUGAGGAGGCCGCGGGGGCGGCGAUCGCUCCCAGCGUCGCUCUCUGUGUAAGAGGAUUUCAAAGCAGUGUUUGUCAGUUUGUGCGAGGCACUGAAACCAGUGUGACUCACUUUUCUACUAUUGUUGACUGUGAUAAAGCGAACUGUAGUGCAUGACCACAAAAGUAUCCUGAUGUAGAAAAUACAAGAUGCAUUAACUGUAAAAGACAAAAAGCGAAAAAAUCAAUACUUGCGUCACGGUCGCUUACGGCAGACCAAAGCAUUUACAAAUCUGACUCGAGGAUUCUGUUUCCAGACAAAUGCAGCCUAACAGAGCGAAUGUUGAAGAAUACAUUUAAUAUAAAGGACAUUAAAGGAAUAAAAAUAUAUAUCUAAUGUUAGUGUAAAUGUGUUGCUUAAGUGAUAUUUUGUAUAUAUUAUGCCUGCAUAUAUUUUCUGAUUAUUAUUCAUAUACUGUGAAAAUAGUGUAUUUAUCAACUAUCCUUUUUUAAUGAAUGGAUGGAAAGGCA